AUGGCGAGAAAAAAUAAGGCAACGACCGGGGGUCGAAAAAAGAUCGCGAUCGAGAGGAUCGCAAGUGAAGAAGCAAGGCACGUGUGCUUCUCGAAGCGCCGAAACGGCGUUUUCACGAAAGCCACGGACCUGUCGACCCUCUGCGGGGCCGAGGUGGCGGUGAUCGUCAACUCGCCGGCUGGAAACCCGUACUCCUUCGGUAGCCCGGGUGUGAGUGAGGUUGUCAACCGGUUUCUGUCGAGAAAUCCGAUGCGAAAUGCAGAGGAUGUGUAUCGGAUGAGUAGGAUCCGGGAGCUGAAUGCGCAGUGCAUGGAGCUCUCGAGGAGGCUCGAUGAGGCAAAUGCGAAGAAGGCUGAGAUGGAGAGGAGGGUGAAGGAGGUUGUGGAGAGGAAUGUGUACUGUAAGCUUGCUGAGGAGAGUGAAGGGGUUGGGGUGAGGGAGCUGAGGGCGGUGGAGGAAGCGAUGGGAGGGGUUAGAAUGCCGCAUUGGCUACGGGUUUUAUCGAUAGAUUGA
Molecule: messenger RNA, 513 nt
Organism: Asparagus officinalis (garden asparagus)
Lineage: Eukaryota; Viridiplantae; Streptophyta; Magnoliopsida; Asparagales; Asparagaceae
Product: agamous-like MADS-box protein AGL61
Exons: 1
Coding region: 1-513 (170 amino acids)
Biological process (GO): regulation of transcription by RNA polymerase II
Molecular function (GO): protein dimerization activity; RNA polymerase II cis-regulatory region sequence-specific DNA binding; DNA-binding transcription factor activity, RNA polymerase II-specific
Source: RefSeq, a predicted model, not a curated record